AUGCAUGACACUGUGUUUACUACAGCGGAUUCUGCCAUCCAAGAGGCAGGUAGAGGUGCUGAAAGUCAGUUGAACUAUUCCGAGUGUCGAUCCUCCUUGCCUAAGUCGAUGCUCCUACGAGCGAGAGGCGCACUUAAGAAAUCCACAAAUGCGCUAAUAUCUCGCUCAAGAUUAGUAUCAACUCAUGUAGACCCACAGACUGUAAAUUAUGACGUGGUCGUAAUUGGUGGGGGACAUGCUGGAUGCGAAGCUGCUGCAGGUUCAGCUCGUACGGGUGCACGGACUCUACUUUUGACUCAGCAGCUGAGUACCGUUGGUGCUCUAUCAUGUAACCCCUCGGUUGGAGGUGUUGGAAAGGGUACACUUGUGAGAGAAGUCGAUGCGCUUGACGGGCUGAUGGGUCGUGUUUCCGAUAAAGCAGGGAUUCAGUUUCAAGUUCUGAAUCGCUCAAAAGGCCCCGCCGUUUGGGGCCAACGUGCACAAAUUGACCGAAAGCUAUACGCAAAACAUAUGCAAGCUGAACUCUUUCAUUAUGGAAACCUUGAAGUUCGUGCUGGGAGUGUAUUCGACUUGUUGUUUGAUGGGACAUACACGGAUCCAACCCAAGGCCUACUAGUAAGAGGUAUACAGCUUGAGAGUGGAGAACAGAUUAACUGUUCACAAGUAGUCAUAUGUACUGGUACCUUCUUGUCUGGCGAGAUUCACAUAGGUCCACGGAGAUUACCUGCUGGAAGAUUGAAUGAAGCUCCAUCCAUUGGCCUCUCCGGGUCGUUACGGAAAGCAGGCUUCAAACUCGGACGAUUGCAGACUGGAACACCUGCCCGGCUGGCCGCUAAUUCCAUCAAUUUCGAUAAAAUGACAAGACUAUCCGGUGAUCCUAUACCCUUGCCAUUUAGUUAUAUGAAUAAAUCUGUCGACAAUGCAGAAAACCAGAUCUUCUGCUAUUUGACGCAAACGACUCCAGAAACACAUAAUAUUAUAAGAGACAACAUGCAUAAAAAUAUCCACAUACAAGAAACACGAAAAGGUCCUCGAUAUUGCCCAUCUCUUGAAGCAAAAGUUCGUCGAUUUCCGUCAAAAUCCGAGCACAAAGUCUGGUUGGAGCCAGAGGGCUACGAUUCAGAUGUCAUAUAUCCAAACGGCAUCUCCUGUAGUCUUCCAGAGGAAAUUCAAGAACCAAUGAUGAGGACCAUCCCAGGACUUGAGAAUGUGAAAAUGGUUCGCCCAGCAUACGGCGUUGAAUAUGAUCACAUUGACGCAAGGGAGCUCAGCCCCUCUCUCGAGACGAAACGAAUUCGUGGCUUGUUCCUGGCGGGCCAGAUAAAUGGAACUACUGGAUAUGAAGAAGCAGCUGCACAAGGCGUGAUAGCUGGUGUGAACGCAGGUUUAGCCUCUCAACGCCGACCUCCUUUGGUUCUGACCCGUGCGGAUGGCUUCAUCGGUGUCCUGAUUGACGACCUUAUCUUGAAAGGUGCAGAAGAGCCAUAUCGAAUGUUCACGUCACGUUCCGAGUACAGAAUGACGUUACGUAGCGACAACGCUGACCUGCGACUAACACCUAAGGGCCGAGAAGUUGGCAUCGUCUCAAAUGAGCGGUGGAACGAGCUGAAGAGUACCGAACGGAAACUUGAAAACGCCAUUGCCAUGCUAAAGUCGUGUGAAAUGACACCACAGGGAUGGAUUGCUAAUGGGCUCCACGUCACACAAGACGGUCUAUGGCGAAGUGCAUUUCAUAUGAUCAGAAUGCCUAAGGUAACAAUGGACAAGCUACUGGAGAUCUUUCCCCAGCUGAACACGCUUGACCGACGAAUACUAGAUCGCGCAGAGAUUGAAGCUCGCUACGAACCCCACUUGGCGAGACAAGAAGCAGAUCUCAAGGUCUUUCUGGAAGACGAAGAGCUCAAUCUAAGUCCAAGCUUAGACUACGACAACAUUGAAGGUCUCAGUUCGGAGGUACGCGAACGGCUUGGUCAAUUACGACCGACAAGUCUUGGCUCAGCGAAGAGGAUGGAAGGAAUGACGCCCGCGAGUUUAGUCGCUUUACUCGAAUACGCUAAACGGACUAGCAAUGUCUCCAGAUUAGCAGAGAUCUAAAAUGUUUGAUUGAUUCAUUUGAGACACGCAAUGAACAUCGGUCAGACGAUGAUAGAUUGAACACAAAUCACGAUUUCACAUCAUAAUUUUUACUUGUAC
Fomitiporia mediterranea MF3/22 is the source of this 2193-nucleotide messenger RNA. RefSeq names its product glucose-inhibited division protein A subfamily. Gene Ontology annotation, cellular component: cytosol. Gene Ontology annotation, molecular function: flavin adenine dinucleotide binding. Gene Ontology annotation, biological process: tRNA wobble uridine modification; tRNA methylation. The transcript has 18 exons. Bases 1 to 2094 code for a protein of 697 amino acids. Lineage: Eukaryota; Fungi; Basidiomycota; Agaricomycetes; Hymenochaetales; Hymenochaetaceae. The record is from RefSeq and is a predicted model, not a curated record.